AUGUAUAAUUGGUUUCAGAUAAUAAUUAUCAACAUCAAUAUGGGAAGCAAAUUUAAAGGUUUCGAUGGAUGUUUUAGCAUGUCUAUUAAUAAUUCUGAUUCAUUACGACGUUUACGAAACACAAAUGAUAGACGUAAACUACUUGAAAUGAACAUUGCAAAAGGAACAGCAACUAGAUUUGACAUGAUGAUGCAAUUAAACACCGAAUUGCAAAUAUUUGAUACUUUCCUCAAAGUUGUUGAAAGUAAAAAGAAAGCAAAUAAGUGUUGCAAAGUGAUCAAUACUGUUAUUUCCACUUUAACUAAACGUAUCAACAACAUGUGGAACACAGUUUUUUUACUUUUCACAGUUGAUGAUGAUAUGGAGCCAAAAUUUAUAAAAGUUUCAAAUAGCAUUGUAAGUAUUUAA
Molecule: messenger RNA, 408 nt
Organism: Macrosiphum euphorbiae (potato aphid)
Lineage: Eukaryota; Metazoa; Arthropoda; Insecta; Hemiptera; Aphididae
Source: the annotation of a GenBank genome assembly